UUGCUUUGCUUUCAACUGAAAUAGAGUGAGGGGAAACGGUUUGGGAACAGCCGGACAGGCAGCCGUCCAGCGGAAAAAACUCACACAGAGCCCGCCACCGUGACACACUUUUCACUUUGCAGUCAGUGGCGGUGUUGAAUUGUCACCUUGGUUGUUGUUUUUCUUUGCUUAAGCAGAAGCCGAUUUUUAAUACUCCAGAUCAGGCCGAGUAAAUAUCGGAUGUGAUGUCCAGCUCGCCGCUGUCCAAGAAGCGUCGCUUGUCAGGAACAGAGACGAAGACGGGAUCCCACUGCUCCUCCUCUAACUCUGUCAGAACUGAUCUGUCCCACACACCUGCCAACGGCAUGGCUAAGAAUGGCAAUGAUGCUGAGAUCGAUGAAGGCCUGUACUCAAGACAGCUUUACGUGCUGGGCCAUGAAGCUAUGAAGCGCAUGCAGAACUCCAAUGUCCUCAUCUCUGGUAUGAGAGGCCUUGGAGUUGAGAUUGCCAAGAACGUGAUCCUGGGAGGAGUUAGAAGUGUCACUAUACAUGACGAAGGAGUUGCAGAAUGGAGAGACCUCUCUUCCCAGUUUUACCUUCGGGAGGAGGACCUGGGCAAGAACAGGGCAGAAGUGAGUCAGGCCCGCCUGGCUGAACUGAACAGCUAUGUUCCUGUGACUGGUUACACUGGACCACUGACUGAAGACUACUUGACCAAGUUCCAGGCGGUAGUGCUGACUAACUCAACUCUGGAUGAGCAGCAGACUCUAGGAGAGUUCUGCCACAGCAAGGGGAUCAAGCUGAUUGUUGCAGACACUCGUGGUCUGUUUGGUCAACUUUUCUGUGACUUUGGAGAAGAGAUGAUUGUCUAUGACACCAAUGGAGAGCAGCCAUUAAGUGCUAUGAUUUCCAUGAUCACAAAGGACAAUGCAGGGGUCGUGACAUGUCUGGAUGAAGCUCGUCAUGGCUUCGAGAGUGGAGAUUAUGUUACGUUUACUGAGAUUCAGGGUAUGACUGAGCUCAAUGGUUGCAAGCCGGUCGAAAUUAAAGUUCUUGUGUUUGGCACCAAAAUGCAGGAUUUGCUUGCCAAACAGCGUUACUUCUUGGUUGGGGCUGGUGCCAUUGGUUGUGAGCUGCUGAAAAACUUUGCCAUGAUUGGACUGGCUACUGGGGAGGGAGAGGUCAUCGUGACCGACAUGGACACCAUAGAAAAAUCGAACCUCAACAGGCAGUUCCUCUUCAGACCUUGGGAUGUCACGAAAAUGAAGAGUGACACGGCUGCUGCUGCAGUGAAACUGAUGAACCCGGCAAUCAAGAUCACAGGUCACCAGAACAGAGUGGGCCCUGACACAGAAAGGAUCUACGAUGACGACUUCUUUGAAAGCCUCGAUGGAGUUGCCAAUGCACUGGACAACGUUGAUGCACGGAUGUAUAUGGAUCGGAGGUGUGUGUACUAUCGUAAACCCUUACUGGAAUCAGGCACUCUGGGUACCAAAGGCAAUGUCCAGGUUGUGAUCCCUUUCCUCACCGAGUCCUACAGCUCCAGUCAAGAUCCACCUGAGAAGUCCAUCCCCAUCUGCACCCUCAAAAACUUCCCAAAUGCCAUUGAACACACGCUGCAGUGGGCCCGCGAUGAGUUCGAGGGACUAUUCAAACAACCCCCAGAAAAUGCCAUGCAGUACCUCACAGAUCCCAAGUUCAUGGAGCGUACUCUGAAGCUUCCAGGAGCUCAGCCUGCGGAGGUGCUGGAGGCUCUUUAUAAGAGUAUUGUCACAGAUUGCCCCCAAAACUGGGCUGACUGCGUAGCUUGGGCUCGCAACCACUGGCAGUGUCAAUACAGCAACAACAUCCGCCAGCUACUGCACAACUUCCCACCAGAUCAGCUCACUAGUUCCGGUGCUCCCUUCUGGUCUGGUCCAAAGCGAUGUCCUCACCCAUUAGAAUUCAGCACUAGCAAUGAGCUGCAUAUGGACUAUGUUGUGGCAGCAGCCAACCUGUUUGCUCAAACGUACGGCCUGCAGGGCAGCACCGAUCGUGCAGGUGUGAUCAAGAUCUUGCAGGAUGUCAAGGUGCCCCCUUUCACCCCACGUUCAGGAGUUAAAAUCCACGUCUCUGAUCAGGAACUGCAAAAUAACAAUUCCUCUAUUGAUGAUACCAAACUGGAAGAGCUGAAAGCCAUGUUGCCUUCACCAGAGUCCUUCCAGUUCAAACUCACCUCCAUUGACUUUGAAAAGGAUGAUGACACCAACUUUCACAUGGACUUCAUCGUGGCAGCCUCCAACCUGAGAGCAGAGAACUAUGACAUCCCUCCCACAGACAGGCACAAGAGCAAACUGAUAGCUGGUAAGAUCAUCCCUGCUAUCGCCACUACCACAGCAGCAGUUGUCGGCCUGGUGUGCUUGGAGCUCUUCAAGAUUAUCAAAGGACACAAGAAGCUGGAGUCCUACAAAAAUGGCUUCAUGAACUUGGCCCUGCCUUUCUUUGCCUUCUCUGAACCCAUUGCUGCUCCGAAACACAAGUACUAUGAAAUUGACUGGACGCUGUGGGAUCGCUUUGAGGUCACAGGACUGCAGCCCAAUGGGGAAGAAAUGACACUCCGACAGUUUCUGGAUUACUUUAAAAACGAGCAUAAGUUGGAGAUCACCAUGCUUUCUCAGGGAGUGUCCAUGUUGUAUUCAUUUUUCAUGCCUGCUGCCAAACUUAAAGAGAGACUGGACCUACCUAUGACGGAGAUUGUGACAAAGGUGUCCAAAAAGAAGCUGGGCAAACACGUGAAAGCCCUGGUGUUUGAGCUAUGCUGUAACGACCUUUCAGACGAGGACGUGGAAGUGCCCUAUGUCAGAUACACCAUCCGCUGAGCUCCGCACUGAGCCCACCCGCAGGAGGGUGGGAGUUACAGGGGGGAGAUGGGGAUGGGGGUGUUCUAAGUGAGGAGCUAAAAUGGGGAUGGGGGUGCGUGGGUUGAUCCAGGUUGGCUGUAUUGGAUCAAUCAGUAUUUUUUUAGGCCUGUGGUUUGUGUAAACCUGUGCCUGAGUGUACAUAGCCCCAGUAAGCUGAAUUAAGAAUAACUGUAUAUGUUAAGAAUCCAGUUGGUUCUUGGCUGUGGGAACAGGGGUGUCACUGGAGGAAGGGAGCACGUACACUGGACAUCCUGAUGUUUCUCAAAAGCAAAAUUGAUAAGCCUUAGUGGUCUCUUGGUACUCCAUAUCCAACCAGUGUCCCUAAAAACAUCUCUUAUUGGCCUUCAGCAGUAAUGGAGGUUUUUGUUUUUUAAUCGAAUCCACCUUCUUCCCUCCACUAUACUUGCUCUCUCCCUCUUCCAGCCUCUGUCUCAUAGACACAGUCCCACAUUAGUUUCUUUUGUUUUGUUUUUUCUUAACAUAUGCACCUAAUUAAUAUGUAAAAGGUCAGCCCAGGAGACACCAAUAAGCCCAAGCCUUUCCUGACUGGAUAUCUGACGAUCUCACACCACCUGAAUACCCCUGCCAGUGUGAGGUACCCCUACACCCUCAUUAAACCCACUCUGUGGCUUUGGGAGGGGUUCAUGCACAUGACAUUGGUUUUCUCUUUCUCUUUAUAUUUUAUGUGUUUUGUUAUUUUCUAUUUUAUUUUUUGGGGUGGUUGGACAGAGUUUUGGCACACACACGUGGUAGAUCCUAAACUGUCUUUCUACUUUGUUAACUCCAAAUGACUUAACUGUAAGAACAGGGCAACGAGAUGUAUCUUGAAACGGGAGCACUUAGUGUGAUAGUGAAUAAAGAUGUAAAAACAUA
Neolamprologus brichardi is the source of this 3752-nucleotide messenger RNA. The record is from RefSeq and is a predicted model, not a curated record. NCBI's taxonomy places the organism in Eukaryota, Metazoa, Chordata, Actinopteri, Cichliformes, Cichlidae.